Molecule: messenger RNA, 1262 nt
Organism: Aedes albopictus (Asian tiger mosquito)
Lineage: Eukaryota; Metazoa; Arthropoda; Insecta; Diptera; Culicidae
Product: major royal jelly protein 5
Exons: 3
Coding region: 100-1239 (379 amino acids)
Cellular component (GO): extracellular region
Source: RefSeq, a predicted model, not a curated record
CGUUCUACAUCCGCCGGUGAAAUUUUUAGUCGCGGUUCGCGUGGUGGUGGAGGCUAUCGUUAAGUGAUCAAGUGAUCGUGGUUGAUUCCCCGCGGUACAAUGUGGUUUCGGAUAUUGUCCGGAAGCCUGUUGGCUGUGCUGUGCCUAGCCGAUGUCAAACCCUGUGAAUACAUGGACAGAAUCUAUCGAAUCAACGGAAACUCGAUCGACUUUCCGUGUGAAUCGACGAAGAACAUUUUUGUGUCUACCGAACGGUACAAACCGUGCAGUAUCAUACCGAUGCGGUUUCAAAUCGACGGAGACAACGAAAGGUGUUUUGUGGUGAUGACCCGACUGCGUACCGGCAAUCCAGUGACGCUGGGAGUGAUCGAUCUGACGCGUCCGAGCUGCUAUGCGCAUAUCAAACCUUAUCCGUGCUGGUCGUACCAAGAGGAGGGCAAUUGCAAUGCCUUCCAGUCGGUGGUGGAUAUAUUCGUGGAUGUGAAGAAAAAGAUGUGGGUCCUGGACUCAGGUAUUUGCAACUCUUUGGAACAACCGAUCAAGCGAUGCACGGCAAAGGUGGUGGCAUUUGACCUGGAAACCGACAAAACCGUCAAAACCGUUGAUUUGAGUGACAUUCUGAAGCCAAACUCCAGGCCACAGUACCUCGUGACGGACUAUUCGCCCAACGGAUUCCCGUACGUUUAUAUCAGCGACGCAGAGGGAGCUAUCAUCGUACUGGACAUCCAUCAUAAUAAGAUGUACCGAGUAGUGCUACCACGUGCCAUAUCCGCCGGAUGCGGCGAAUCGGAUGUCCUAUAUCUGCUGCUCGUUCGUAGACCCAAGAAUCACAAUUUGGUCAUAUUCUCGUAUCUGUGUGGAAACAAGGUGUACGGAAUCAAAUCGGAAUACCUGCGCACGGGACGGGGUUCCAGUGCCAUUGUGGAACUUGGCAGUAAGACUAGGCAUUCCGUUCUGCUUGGCACAGACGGAAGCAACAGUGUCAUCCUGCGAUAUCGAAGCGAAAGCGAACUCUACAAGUGGAACACCGAUCAACCAUAUAAGGAGUGCAACUUUGAGCUGGUGCAACUUGCAGAGGAGUGUCGAUUGAGCACGCAUGUUGCACCCGGAGGAAAAGACGAUCUGAUGUACUCAUUGUCAUCGAAUGUGGCCGAUUAUCUGAAUCACACUUGCGGCGCAGGAGGUGCUUCUGCUCGACUGAAAUAUAUUAGUAAAGAUUGUGAAGAUGAUUGUUACUAAGUUAGUAUGUAAUAUGUGAUUAA